AUGUUGGCUACUGAGACGGUAUCAGGUAUACAUAAUAGUAUUAUUAGUGUGGAUGAGUUACAGAAUUAUGGGGUUAAUGCUUCUGAUUUACAGAAGUUAAAAGCAAGUGGUAUAUUCGCUGUAAACACGGCUUGA
This is a messenger RNA of Eremothecium sinecaudum, 135 nucleotides long. It is a transcript of the gene DMC1, whose product is annotated as recombinase DMC1. The coding region runs from base 1 to 135 and encodes 44 amino acids. The record is from RefSeq and is a predicted model, not a curated record. NCBI's taxonomy places the organism in Eukaryota, Fungi, Ascomycota, Saccharomycetes, Saccharomycetales, Saccharomycetaceae. The transcript has 2 exons.